Messenger RNA from Lemur catta (Ring-tailed lemur), 4230 nucleotides. RefSeq names its product cyclin dependent kinase 17 (gene CDK17). Gene Ontology annotation, biological process: protein phosphorylation. The transcript has 17 exons. The record is from RefSeq and is a predicted model, not a curated record. Gene Ontology annotation, molecular function: protein kinase activity; ATP binding. Gene Ontology annotation, cellular component: nucleus; cytoplasm. NCBI's taxonomy places the organism in Eukaryota, Metazoa, Chordata, Mammalia, Primates, Lemuridae. Bases 592 to 2133 code for a protein of 513 amino acids.
CUGCCCCGGGAGAGCUGCUCAGGCGGGGGUGGGGGAAGCUCCCGCGGCCGGUCGCGUUUCUCCGCCGCCGCUGGUUGGAUCGUUUCAAUAAAAGUCUUUUUUUCUCUCUCGCUCUCCUCGGGAGAACAGGCGGAGGCGUCAGUCCGCAGCCGCCGAGUGAGAACGCGACGCACACGCAGGGAGCGAAAGCAGGCGCCCGCAGUCUCCUCCGCUCCCCACGGUCCGGCCUCAGAGCCGGCGAGAAGAAGGAGCCAGCGCGCGCCGGCGCCCGCCUGCCUCGCUCCCGCCCCGGCUUCUCCGAGGGGAUCAGUGGGCCGUCCGCGCGGCUCGGCGGCCCGGGAGCCAUGUUGACCAGGGGGCUUGGCAACGCGUGAAGCACCCGCGGCCCCUCCCGGAGGCUCCGGACCCGCGGCGAGAGCCGGAAGGCGGCGGCGGAGGCCUGCGCUCAGAGGCGCCUCGGAUCUGCCGGCUGCUGGGACCCGGACCUGCAUCCGGCCGCCGCGGGCGUCGGCGGAGCCGCCUUCCUCCGCCUCGCCCCGGGACGCGGUCCCCGCACUUGCUGGGUUUUUCAAGCCACAUUCAAUUGAUAGGAUGAAAAAAUUUAAGAGAAGGCUUUCCCUCACACUUCGAGGAAGCCAGACUAUUGAUGAAUCAUUGUCUGAAUUGGCUGAACAAAUGACUAUUGAAGAAAACAGCAGUAAGGAUAAUGAGCCUAUUGUGAAGAAUGGCAGGCCUCCUACAUCUCACAGUAUGCAUUCCUUCCUCCACCAGUACACGGGGUCUUUCAAGAAGCCCCCAUUGCGGAGACCACACAGUGUUAUUGGAGGAAGCCUUGGCUCCUUCAUGGCAAUGCCCAGAAAUGGAAGCAGAUUAGAUAUUGUUCAUGAAAAUCUAAAAAUGGGAUCAGAUGGUGAGAGUGACCAAGCUUCUGGGACAUCAUCUGAUGAAGUCCAAUCACCUACAGGUGUUUGUCUCAGAAAUCGUAUACAUAGACGGAUCUCAAUGGAGGAUUUAAAUAAGCGGUUAUCCCUGCCUGCGGAUAUCAGAAUACCUGAUGGUUAUCUCGAAAAGUUGCAGAUAAACAGUCCACCAUUUGAUCAACCAAUGAGUCGAAGGUCUCGUAGAGCUUCCUUAUCAGAAAUUGGGUUUGGGAAAAUGGAAACCUACAUCAAAUUGGAAAAGCUUGGAGAGGGUACAUAUGCAACAGUAUAUAAAGGAAGAAGUAAAUUGACAGAGAAUUUGGUGGCAUUAAAAGAGAUCCGAUUGGAACAUGAAGAAGGUGCACCCUGCACAGCUAUAAGAGAAGUUUCACUAUUAAAGGAUCUAAAACAUGCAAAUAUAGUAACCUUACAUGACAUUGUUCACACAGAUAAAUCUUUGACUCUGGUCUUUGAGUAUCUGGAUAAAGACCUAAAACAGUACAUGGAUGACUGUGGAAACAUUAUGAGUAUGCAUAAUGUAAAGCUGUUUCUAUACCAAAUUCUACGUGGUUUGGCAUAUUGCCACAGAAGAAAGGUAUUGCAUCGAGACUUGAAACCACAGAACCUCCUCAUUAAUGAAAAAGGAGAAUUAAAGCUAGCAGAUUUUGGACUAGCCAGAGCCAAGUCAGUUCCCACGAAGACCUACUCAAAUGAAGUUGUCACACUGUGGUACCGGCCACCUGAUGUGCUUCUUGGUUCCUCAGAGUACUCGACACAGAUUGACAUGUGGGGUGUUGGUUGCAUUUUCUUUGAAAUGGCUUCUGGAAGACCUCUAUUUCCAGGAUCAACCGUGGAAGAUGAACUGCACUUAAUUUUCCGACUGCUAGGAACUCCCUCUCAGGAAACUUGGCCAGGUGUUUCUUCAAAUGAGGAAUUCAAGAACCACAACUUUCCAAAAUAUAAACCACAGCCUCUAGUUAACCAUGCACCCAGGUUAGACUCUGAAGGAAUUGAGUUGAUAACAAAAUUUCUUCAGUACGAAUCUAAGAAAAGGGUUUCAGCAGAAGAGGCCAUGAAACAUGUGUACUUUCGCAGUUUGGGACCAAGAAUACAUGCUUUACCAGAAAGUGUAUCAAUAUUCAGUUUGAAAGAAAUUCAGUUGCAAAAGGACCCGGGUUUUCGAAAUUCUUCUUAUCCAGAGACAGCUCAGUAAAUCUUCAGAGAGAAAUCUGACUCAGUCAAGUCAGGGAUCCUGAAAGCUGCAGAUGGCACAGAGACCUUUUACAAGUGACCUGGCUUGAUCACUGCACACGCCAUCCCUGGUACCUGAGGCAGAAGACACAUCUUGUGCUUCCCUAGUCAUCAGGUUCAUCACUUCGAAGCAUAGAAGCUGUAGACUGACCCCAUCAACAAAAGGGUUAUUUAAGACAGUGCUGAUUACUCUCACCGUGGAAUAUUAGCUUUUGCUGGUGGGAACAUUAGUUUCCUAGAGUCACCAAAUACUGUAUGUGGGAUAAAACUGAACCUUGAACUGCCUCAUAAAAUGACUUUAUAUUUUAGGACAUGGGAAGAACAGAAGACAGAGCAUGCUCUUUUAAGUCUGAUAACAUGGUUUCAAGCCCAGCCCACAGCCUUUCUUACCAAUCAAGGACUCAGAUCUGAAGGCAAUUAUUUCUUUUGGUGGACUUGGAAUCUCUGUUUGUCUACACUGUCCUCUUCACAGUGGAGUCUUUUUAUUUCAGACCUACAGAUUGUUUUUAUAUUUGUUGUCACAGUGUGACAAUUUUUUUUGUACAGUCAGUUUUAAGGUCUUCUCUGCCAUUAGAGCCAGUAGGUUACAGCUGUUGAUGUAACUGUAGCUGCAAUUUUUGUGCAGGACUGAGAAACACAGUGCAUUAUUUAUUGCGGAAUCAUUGCUGCUAAAUAACUACUGUUUGUUUAUUUAACACAACAAUUGAAUGCCUGAAGAAGUUGCAGUGGCUUUAUUAUAUGUGAAUGCAUCUGUUUCUCCUCACGAAUUGUUUUACUGCUGCAUUUUUUGUUUGUUUUUAAAAUUAAACUGCAUUGUUUCCUAGAAUGUAAAUUUAGCUUUGCUUAACAGUAAAAUAAGUGAGCGAGCCAUCUUGAACACUCUAAGUUUAUGCUAUAUAAUUUCUUACUGAACAUUGGCAAAUAAAAUAGCUAAGAGAUUGAUAAGCACAUUUUGUUUAGGAAAGCAUGUGAUGCAGAAGUUGAUUCAAGCAAGUGAAUACUUGACAUUUUGGGGAUCCUCACAUUAGACACCAGUAAAUUAAAGCAUCCAAAUUAUUUAUUUUUACUUACUCCUCAUUUUAGAAAUGUCUACCGUGUAUUACUGGAUAUUUUUAUACUAAUACACUUACCUGUUUUACAUUGUGCUUUAAUUUAGUUAAAAUUUAACUGUAUGAGUCCAUUCAGACAUGAAAAGUCUUGCAUUCAUUUGUUUAAAAUACUUUUCUUUUAUUAGAAAGGAUGAUACUUUCUUGGUGAACAAUUUAUUUCAUUUGGGGGCUGUGUGCGUUUCAAUAACAUUCACUUGGAAUCAGCUGAAAGCUAUAUGUCUUUUCAGUGAGCCAUGACAAAUUACAAAUAAGAGAGAUGAGAACUUAAGAGGAUUGCUUUAAAGCAUUGUAGGUAUUACCUGUUUACCAGAGAUACUAAAUAUUCCAGUUUUAAUUAUACAUCUCUUUGAACAUCAUAAACACACUUUGGUAUUGGUAAGUGUUUUUAAGUAUUUGUGUUCACUUUUAAGGACUAUUUGUUUAGUGCAUCUUACAAACUAUAAAUCUUAAUUGGUAUAUUUUGAAAUGGUCAUGUAAAUUUUUGCCUAAUAUAUCAUGAAAAUAGUCAUAACUUAAUUUUUUUUCCUGACAUUCACUGUAAAACAUUCAGGGGUCCUACCAUUUCUGUUCAGGAAAUCUUAUAGUUUAUUGUUGUUAUUUAACAGUAUUAAGUGAAUUUUUGUAUAUUUCAUUUUAACUUUAUUUGUGAAUAGUGAUUGUGGCAUGUUUGGGGGUGUUAUUUUAAUAUUUCAUGAUACUGAAAUUUUAAUUUUUUUAAAAAAAAUUUUCUGGAAGAAACAGAUUCAUGUGUAAUGGUGAAUAUUGGACCACUACUGCUUUUCACAUUUGUAAAUUGGUUUUAUGUUAAACCCUGUAGCCUAACAAAACUGCUGUUAUUUCUAACUGACAGACAUGUAUUAAUAUUGUACUUUGAAGGUUAUAAAUAUUAUGUGGAAAUUCUUCCAUUUUGUUUUGAAAUUUAUAAUAACAAAAUCUCCAUGUUGUUAAAA